AUGUCCUACAACUGCUCCACAAGGAAUUGUUCUUCCAGACCCACUGGGGGACACUGCCCUGUUGCCGUGGCUACAACUGGGGAUGCUGACUGCCUGAGUAGCAUCCACUUGCCCAGUUCCUUCCAAACAGGCUCCUGGCUCCUGGAUCACUGUCAAGAGUCCUGCUUCGAACCCACUGUUUGCCAGCCAAGUUGUUACCAGAGAACUUCUUGUGUCUCCAGUCCUAGCCAGGUGACCUGCGCUCGCCAAACAACCUGUGUCUCCAAUCCCUGCUCAACUCCCUGCAGCCGGCCGAUCAGUUUUGUCUCCAGUGGCUGUAAGCCCCUGGGAGGCAUCUCCAGUGUCUGCCAGACUGGAGGAGGCAUCUCUGGUGUCUGCCAACCUGUGGGUGGCAUCUCUGCUGUAUGCCAACCAGUGGGAGGAAUCUCCAGUGUGUGCCAACCAGUGGGAGUAGUCUCCACCGUGUGCCAACCAUCCUGCAGUGGCUCCAGGACGUACCAGAGGUCCUUCGUAUCCAACUACCGAAGAACUUGCUAA
Messenger RNA from Elephantulus edwardii (Cape elephant shrew), 537 nucleotides. RefSeq names its product keratin-associated protein 11-1-like. NCBI's taxonomy places the organism in Eukaryota, Metazoa, Chordata, Mammalia, Macroscelidea, Macroscelididae. Gene Ontology annotation, cellular component: keratin filament. Gene Ontology annotation, molecular function: structural molecule activity. The record is from RefSeq and is a predicted model, not a curated record. The transcript has a single exon. The coding region runs from base 1 to 537 and encodes 178 amino acids.